AUGGGCGACAUCUUUGACGCGGGAGCCAAUUCCAAGCUCUUCACUCCUCUCGACAUUGCCAACGGCAAGAUACAUCUCAAGCACAGAAUCGUUCACGCUCCUCUUACCCGAAACAGAGGAACGCCGCUGAACCCCGAAUCGACUCCCGAGAACCCUAACCGAGUUUGGCUUCCCAAUGAGCUGAUUGCCGAGUAUUACUCUCAGCGAGCUACUGAUGGCGGUCUUAUCAUCUCUGAGGGUCUCCCUCCCUCACUAGAGGGCAACUGUAUGCCAGGAGUUCCUGGAAUCUUCCUCCAGGAGCAGGUACAAGGCUGGAAGAAGGUUGUUGAUGCUGUUCAUGCCAAGGGUGGAUACAUCUACGCUCAGCUCUGGCACUCAGGCCGUGCCAACAUCCCCCAGCUGACCGGUACACCUAUCUUGGCCCCCUCGGCCACGCCAUGGGACGACCCCAACGAGACCUUCGCCUACCCUCCUCCUCAUACUUCCACUCCCGUUAAAUUAGCAGACUAUCCUCCUGUGGAGAUGACUGUCGAGAAGAUCAAGAGUACUAUUGGUGACUACGUCAAUGCUGCUAAGAAUGCACUUGCGGCUGGGUUCGAUGGCGUUGAAGUCCACGGAGGAAACGGUUACCUUCCGGAGCAGUUCCUCUCUUCCAAUAUUAACAAACGAACGGACCACUACGGUGGCUCAGAGGAGAAGCGAUGCAACUUUGUCCUUGAACUUAUGGACGAAUUGGCCAAGACUGUUGGACAGGAUAACUUGGCUAUUCGUCUUACACCCUUUGGUCUCUUCAAUCAAGCCCGCGGUGAAAAGCGAGUCGAGACAUGGGGACACUUGUGUCGUGAGCUCAAGAGCCGAUUCCCUCAGCUCUCAUACGUUAGCUUCGUUGAGCCUCGCUAUGAGCAGAUAUUCUCCGAAGCUGAGAAGCAGCAGUUCCUUGGGUCUUGGGGACUUCCCACCGUUGACCUGUCGCUCUUCCGAAACAUUUUUGCAGGAACUCCCUUCUUUUCAGCUGGUGGCUUCAACGAUGUCAACUCCUGGGGGGUUGUUGAGAGCGGUAAAUGUGACGGUAUGCUUUAUGGAAGAUACUUUAUCAGCAAUCCUGAUCUGGUAGAGAGAUUGCGAAAUGGGUGGCCUCUCCAACCUUAUGACCGGUCUACCUUUUAUGGGCCUUUUGAGGAUAAUGCUGCUGGUUAUACUGACUACCCUUUCUACAAGGAAGAAUAA
Molecule: messenger RNA, 1227 nt
Organism: Fusarium venenatum
Lineage: Eukaryota; Fungi; Ascomycota; Sordariomycetes; Hypocreales; Nectriaceae
Molecular function (GO): FMN binding; oxidoreductase activity
Source: RefSeq, a predicted model, not a curated record